Messenger RNA from Meloidogyne enterolobii, 384 nucleotides. NCBI's taxonomy places the organism in Eukaryota, Metazoa, Nematoda, Chromadorea, Rhabditida, Meloidogynidae. The record is from the annotation of a GenBank genome assembly.
AUGAACGGUACUUUAGCUAUAAUAGUUCUUAUUAGCAUAAAAUCUAUGACAUUUUCCUUCAAGGUUUUUAUUCCCAAAUUCAAACUUGAAUCUACCCACAAUUUAAAAAAUGUGUUGAUCAAGUUGGGCCUUACUUCAGCUUUUGGAAAUGCAAAUUUCUCCAAAAUUACAACAGACGUGCCCUUAAAAAUUGACAAUGUUGUCCAAAAAGCUUUUAUUGAGGUAAACGAAGAAGGUACAGAAGCUGCAGCAGCCACAACAUAUUAUGCAUACACUCCAACUUCUCAUCCCGUGGAGGAGGAGACAUUUUUAGCUGAUCAUCCAUUUACGUUUAUGCUUAUGAAGAAAAAUGAAAUUCUUUUUUGUGGUGUAUUUCAAGGAUAG